UCACCCAAGAUUCAAUUCUGAAUUAUGGCGGAACACUACGGUCAAUACCAAGCCGGAAGACCUCAGCAUCUGCAGCAUCAGGCGCCGCGGAGCCACCAGAUGGUGAAGGCCGCCACCGCUGUCACGGCCGGCGGCUCGCUCCUCGUGCUUUCCGGGCUCACCUUGGCCAGCACCGUCAUCGCUCUCACCAUCGCCACGCCGCUCCUCGUGAUCUUCAGCCCGGUUCUGGUACCGGCCACCCUAGCCCUCUUCGUGCUCGCCGGCGGCUUCCUCGCGUCCGGCGGGUUCGGGGUGGCGGCUCUCAGCGUGCUCUCGUGGAUCUACAAGUACAUGACCGGCAAGCACCCGCCGGGAGCUGAUCAGCUCGACACGGCGCGCACGAAGCUGGCGAGCAAGGCCAGGGACAUGAAGGAUCGGGUGGAUCAUAGUGUUUCGAGUGCGCAGAGCUCUUGAUUUCGCUAUAAGGAUGGUCGAAUUGUAUGUUGUGUUGUGUUGUUUUGUGUUUCUUAUGGUAUCUAUUAAUUUGGAGUUGGAGUGGUAAUUUAGAUGUUCCUUUUUAUCUUAGAUCAGUAUUUGGUUGUUCUUGUGUGUAAUUCUGUGUCGUGAUAAGAUCAUUUAUCAUUUGUAGUUCUGGUAAGAAAAUAAAUGAGUUACUUGCAAUGAAAA
This is a messenger RNA of Salvia miltiorrhiza (redroot sage), 666 nucleotides long. Its product is annotated as oleosin L-like. The record is from RefSeq and is a predicted model, not a curated record. Gene Ontology annotation, biological process: sexual reproduction; lipid storage. Gene Ontology annotation, cellular component: membrane; monolayer-surrounded lipid storage body; extracellular region. NCBI's taxonomy places the organism in Eukaryota, Viridiplantae, Streptophyta, Magnoliopsida, Lamiales, Lamiaceae. Bases 25 to 453 code for a protein of 142 amino acids. The transcript has a single exon.